GCUUCGGACUUAGCCUAAAACGUGACACUUUGAUCUUGUUGAACUCACAGUGCUUAGAUCUCUUCCGAAAACAUCAUGAUAGAGGCACCACCAUGAGUAUUGUGAGAGAGUAUUGAGUAUCAAGAACAUAAAGAGGUAAUUAUUGAGACAAAACAUUGCUGAACAGGGGCAGAACUGACCAUAAUAGCAGAUAAAAUUUGAUACUGCUGAACUGAACAGUUAUCCUAGAGAACUCAUUAUCAUGACCAAGAUCUUGGAUUUUGACUCUGCGUUACAACACAUCGGAGAAUUUGGCCGCCAUCAAAAGAAAAUCUAUCUCCUGGUUAAUCUGAUCUCUAUUCCUUUUUCUGCUACAAUGUUGAUUAUCGUUUUUGUUGGAGCCGUCCCCGAAUGGAAAUGUCCUUCACCGAGUGGCCCAUUGUCACACUGUAACUCAAGCCAUCCUGGUUGUUGUGAUAAACACGGUUCUCUUUGUCCUGGAGCGGAAUACACAUCAAAAUUUACUUCCAUCGCGGGCGAAUGGAACUUAGUUUGUGACAGUCGUUACAAAACUGAGCUGACUCAAUCAAUCUUUGUGGCUGGACAUAUGUUUGGUGGUCUCAUCUUUGGUAUUUUGUCUGAUAAAUAUGGACGUCGAAGACCUUGGCUUUUUGUGUACUUUGCAGGUUCUAUUUUAGCUCUUAUGUCUAGUGUAGUAUCAUAUUACGAGGAAUUCCUGGUCUUGAGAUUUGCUAUGGGUUUGUUAAAUGGUGGAGGGGGUCUAACAACAUACGUGAUUUCAACAGAAUCAAUUGGACCAGCUUAUCGAGGUGAGCUGAUUGUAUAACAUUACAACCUGGUGAGAUCUGAAAAUAAAUUAUUACAGGGUGCAAAGAAAGUCAGUUUUAUGGCUUGCCAUUCAGGCAAGUUGUUGAACAGCAUUGAUUACAGUUCUUCUGUAAUUUGAAUUUCCCCCAAAACUUCACCUGUUAAGAACAGGAUUCACUAGCCCGAUUGCAAAAUCCGCUAGCCCUGGGCUAUCGGACAUGACUUUCUUUACACGCUGUAUUGGAACUUUAUGUUUGAACCAGGCCUUAGGAACCUGGAGGGGAGGGGGUACUCGACCAAUACUUGGGUAUAGGUGAGCUGUUAAGGGUUUGAAACCCUGAUGCCAUUUAGGACAAAAAAAUUCCUUAAAUACAUACCCUGUUUAGGACAACACCCUCGAUAUUAUUACCCUGUUUAAUUUAGGACAAAGGACAAAAUGCACUCCAGAGCAAAUUCACAUUAUAGUCAUUGCUUUUGUAUACUUGCAGUACAAACAAAAUUCAUCUAGCAAAUUGAAUCAAUCUUGCCGGUAAUACCCUGUUGACAGACUGACACAAAAUUAUAUACCCUGUUUAGGACAGACUCAUAUAAAAUUAUGUACCUUGUUUAGGACAGAGACUAAGGUAAAAAACCAUGCCCUGUCUAGUGGCACAUCCCCAUAUAGGCCAUUUAAGGGAGUACCCCCUGCCCUCGGCUUAGGAAUAAGUUUUUGUGGGCACUUUGAUGUGUAAAUGUGUCACUCACUCCCACAUUCACUCACUACAGUGGAUGCCUGUUAAUAUGGUCACUUGGCCGUAUUACCGGGCACGCUCAAAUUUCAUGACUUGCAAGCUGUAAUGACAAAUACACCAUACAUCAUCAAGUAAUCGAAAAGCCACUUAAAAUUUUCCUUCGGUACUUGAAAGUCUUUUAAAAUUCGGCUAUAAAUUGCCGCAAGCGAAUUUUAAGUGUACUGUAGUCGAAAAACAGUACAGGAAUGAGCUCAGAUUGAUAUGUCACAGGCAUUUUAAUUUUCUAAGUUUCAAACGAGUAGCCAUAUUAACGGGGUGAAAUUAUAAGAGAUUCUGCUGUUUGUGAUUUUCAAAUGUGGCCGUUGGCCGUAUCAAGGGAGUUUUUCAUAAGUAAAUGUAUGGCUGUUUUGCCUGGCUGAAAAAAACUGGUAUAAUAACAAGGUGACCUUACGACUGAGGUGGCCGUAGGCGGGGUUCCACUGUAACAUUUUUACACUGUUUUUUUAAUUUAUUUUAGCAACAGCUGGUACGUGGCUACAUGCAUUUUACAACAUUGGUUAUGUGAUCCUGGCUCUUGAAGCAUAUCUCAUUCGUGAUUGGAGGACACUGACAGUCAUUUCAGUUCUUCCUUAUUUCAUUUUAAUACCGUUUGUUAACAAAAUCCCAGAAUCUCCAAGGUGGCUGGCUUCACAAGGCCGAACAAGAGAAGCAGAAACCAUCAUGAGAAAAAUUGAAGCAGAAAAUGGCUACCACAAUAGUGACAAGAUAAUUUUGAAAACAGAGACAAAGCAUGGUGUUGAAUCAUCCCAGUAUGGAACAAUGGACUUAUUUACUCACAAGUCAGUAUUUAUUAUAACAAUAAUUAUGAUGAUAACAUGGUGUAUAAAUAGUAUGGUGUAUUAUGGACUUGUCUUAAAUGUCAAAAACCUUGAAGGAAGCCUGUAUGUUAACUUUGCACUUGGCAGCCUGAUUGAUCUACCCUUAUGUGCUGCAACACAGUUUCUCCUUUCAUGGCUUGGGCGUAGACAAAGUUUAAUUUGUCUUUUUAUUGUUGGGAGCAUGUUUUGUUUCUUGUGUAUGAUUUUUCAAUCUCAAGGUGGACAGAAUGUAGCUGCCAUUUCCACAGCAGCAUUUGGUGGCAGGUUUUGUCUAUCUGCCUCAUUUGCUGUAUUGUAUGUUUACGCUUCAGAACUCUUCCCAACUGUAGCUCACAGUGCAGGUAUGGGUAUAUCAAGUUUGUCUGCCAGGAUUGGUGGAAUUAUUGCACCCUUUAUAGUCCUGUUAGGGGAUCAUCAUAUUUUUUUGCCCAUGUUUGUUUUUGCAUGUGUUGCCUUGUUUGCUGGUGUUGUAGGUUUGAGACUUCAUGAGACAAAAGGAAAACCAUUACCAGAGACAUUUGAAGACCUUCAGUGAUAAAAACUAAUAUUAUAUAGUCCUUCUCCCUGGUUCAAUGUAUCUUUCUUU
Molecule: messenger RNA, 3002 nt
Organism: Porites evermanni
Lineage: Eukaryota; Metazoa; Cnidaria; Anthozoa; Scleractinia; Poritidae
Source: the annotation of a GenBank genome assembly